This is a messenger RNA of Pelmatolapia mariae (spotted tilapia), 3449 nucleotides long. RefSeq names its product tetratricopeptide repeat domain 39A (gene ttc39a). Bases 148 to 1833 code for a protein of 561 amino acids. Gene Ontology annotation, molecular function: protein binding. The transcript has 18 exons. Lineage: Eukaryota; Metazoa; Chordata; Actinopteri; Cichliformes; Cichlidae. The record is from RefSeq and is a predicted model, not a curated record.
GCUGUUUCUGCUGCUACAGAAAGAGACACACAGCAUUACACUGCACUGCUGGAAAGGCCCCGGGCUCUCAGCCACUUCUGCUAUUUUCUUUCUCUUACUUUAGUCGCUUUCUCUGCGUCUCUUCCGCACACUCACACACUUUGCCAGAUGAAAAUGUCAGGGGAGGAAGAGACUCUGUCGAACGGCUGCUCGCGGUCAGACCUGACGCUGGCUCUCGAGGACUGUAUGGCCGCUCUGGAUCUGUUCCUCAGAAACGACUUUGAGGAGGCGCAGGCGCGGCUCAGAUGCAGAAACAAAGACAGCAUGUACCACGCUCUGACCUACGCCACCAUUCUAGAAAUGCAGGCCAUGAUGACCUUCGAUCCUCAACACAUCCUAGUUGCAGGGAACACCAUGAAGGAGGCACAGGCUAUCUGCCAGAGGCACCGCAAGAAGUCUUCCUUUUCAAAAAGCUUCACAGAAGAGGAGCUCCAUGCUGAAGUUUGUUACGCCGAGUGUCUCCUCCAGAGGGCAGCGCUCACCUUCCUUCAGGAUGAAAACAUGAUCAGUUUUAUCAAAGGGGGAAUCAAAGUGAGGAACAGCUACCAGACUUACAAAGAGCUUCACACAGUCCUGCAGUCCUCUGGAUACACUCACGGUGACAACCAUGGGCAUUUUGAGGGUGGCGUUAAACUGGGAGUGGGAGCCUUUAAUCUAAUGAUUUCCAUGUUGCCUACUCGGACACUCAAGCUGCUGGAGUUUGUCGGUUUCUCUGGUAAUAAGGAGUUUGGUCUCCAGCAGCUUCAAGAGGGCUCAGUAGAAAGUACAUUCAGGUCCUUCCUGUGCAACAUGCUUCUCCUCUGUUAUCACACGUUCAUGAGCUUCAUACUAGGCACUGGAGAAGGAGACGUUGAGGAUGCAGAAAAACUGCUGGAGCCAUAUCUUAAAAAAUACCCCAAGGGAUCCAUCUUUUUGUUCUUUGCUGGUCGGAUAGAAGAGAUCAAAGGCAACCUGGAUGCUGCUAUCAAGCGUUUUGAGGAGUGCUGCGAGGCUCAGCAGCAGUGGAAGCAGUUCCAUCACAUGUGCUACUGGGAGCUGAUGUGGUGCUUCACAUACAAAAGGCACUGGAAGAUGGCCUACUUCUACGCUGAGCUGCUCAGCAAGGAGAACUCAUGGUCCAAGGCUACCUAUGCAUAUAUGAAAGCAGCCUACCUCAGUAUGCUGACUAAGGAUGAUUGCCUAACCUUUGGGGAGACAGCACUUAGUCUGUUCAGGCAGGUGCCAGGGCUUAAGCAGAAAAUAGCAGGAAAGUCUUUACCAACGGAGAAGUUUGCUAUCAGGAAAGCCCGCCGCUACCUGGCAGAAAAUCCCGUACCUCUUCCUGCUCCUCCGCUGGAGAUGAUGUACAUCUGGAACGGUUAUACAGUCAUUGGAAAACACAAAGACUUAACUGAAGGCAUGCUGAAAACACUGGAUGAGGCACAGGCUCAACUUGAAAGUCUACCAAGAACAGAGUUCUCCAUAGAUGAUCAGUGUUUGCUGAGCCUCCUGAAGGGACUGUGUCUCAAACACUUGGGUCACCACGAGGAGGCAGAGCACUACUUUACCCUCGUCCUCUGCAAUGAAACUCAGAUAAAGUAUGACCACUACCUGGUACCCAAUGCCCUGCUGGAACACGGCCUGCUGUGUCUGCAGCAAGGCAGAAAAGAUGACGCUAUCAAACUGCUAGAAACAGCAAAGCAAAAUUACAAAAACUACUCGAUGGAAUCACGGACACACUUUCGUAUACAGGCUGCUUUGCACAAGGCCAAAGGCAGCGGGGAGAACGGUAUCCAUGUGCCCUCCAGCCCAUAACAAACAGAGGACGGCACACUAAGGAGAGACAGCAUUUGUCUCCUACAGUCUCAUCAUGCCAACACACAGACCAGGACAGAAUGGAGACUAAUUAUGAAAUGUGCCUAUAUUUAUGAAACAUUGCUUCUAGCAGGGUCGUCUGUCUAGCACUGUGGCCACCUGUAAGUGGUGCACUGGAGUACAAAACACAAUCAGAUUUAUUUGGUGUAUAUUCUAAGUUGCCUCUGCUAAUACCCCGAGGGUAAAACAUUCCCGGUGCAGGGUACUGAGUCUGCGAUUUGAUGGAGACAAACAACCUUUACAGAAAUGACUGACACUAGCUUCUCCAAGUCAUUUGAUCUGGCUGCUGCAGAGUUUCCCAUUUUUUGUGUAGAAUAUAAAUGAGCGAUUAUUUAAAAAUAAAAAUGACACACAGUGAUGUUUUGUUAAGUCCCUGAGAACUAGGAGAUUCCUUGUAAUUGGUUACUGAUCAGCAAUAUAAUCAAAAAUGAUAUGUUGUUUAAAUUUUUACACUACACUUUGGUUUAUUCUGUUUGUCAGAGAGAGUGAGUGUUUUAUUGCGCAUUUUCCUUUUUUCCCCUUUUUCUGAAACAUAUUACAUCAGUGGUAGACGCACAUGUAUUUUGUGAGAUAGCUCUCUCUGAGUCUCCCUUUGAAAAGAUGAUCAAAUCUAAAAUCUUGUUUUAUUUAUAGUUGCAUUUUAUGGCUUUUUGCACAGAGCUUUGGAAGUCAGCCAGAUAUGCAACCUCUCCAGAGUAAAAGAAAAAAAAUGCCUCUAAGACUUCCUCUAAGACAUUUAUAUACUGUAAAUGGCACCUUUUACACAAAUUGUCCUGUUUUAAGAGGACAGAUGAAUGUGUCUUUUAGAAAGGCAGACUCCCUUCUUUUCUCCUCCUGGUGUGUGGGACGGCCUCCAGCAGUACUUGAGCUCGAACAAAUGGGCCUUUCACAGCGAGCGGCGAAGUGCUGCGUGCUUGUCCGCCUGCUGCAUCUUUAGUAGGUGAAGGAGCUCAGAAGCAUCGCAACCACCACAGUCUUCCUGCUUCAGGAUCAUCUUCUGCUGCUCUUGUAUAUUACAUGCUUGCCCAGAAACAUCUAUUGAAGCACUUGGACGUUGUAAUCACAUCCUGUAUAUAGUAAUCUGGUUAUGGAUAAAUAGGGGUCACCUCUAACAUGGUUGGUGGUUAGGUUAUUGGAAAGGUUGUGUACUUGCAAUAGUGAGUUUAAAAAAGAAAUAAACCUGAACUCACAUGUUGUCUCAAGUGAUGGAAUUAGAGCAGUAGAGCACUGUUGUUUUAUUCAUGAUUAGAGUUAGGUUUAGGAUUUAAGAUGGCUUGGAGUUCUUUUUUUCUAAUGGUGAAGGAAAUGCAUUCUUAUUGUUCUAACAGCAGCUGCUCUCCAGAAUAUUCCCCAAACCACUCAUGUUUUACUUUCAAAUAACAUUAUUUUCAUUUUUUGCCCUUUGGGUUUACAACUGCAGUCAAAUUCUAACUAAUGUAGUGGCAUUAUCUGCAUAUUUUACUGGGCAUGGCUACCAAAAUUACGGAAUGACAUUCCUGUACAUACUGAAUGUUUCCGUUGUAAUUUAAAAUGAUGAAAAGCAACUACAAAUCCAA